UCAAUCAUUCGCCCCCCCACCCCUCCCCAAAGUCAAGCUCCCCUCUCAAUCCCAAGUACAUCUCUCAAUCGCCAUAUUGGGUACUGAGAAGGUUUGUCUGCAGUUUCUCUCACUACGAGACGAAAUUGACAGAGCGGCUUUAGUUCCUGUGCACUUUGUUUUGAUGAUCUGCGGAGACUACGUUCGGCUUCAAGACACCGCGGCCGUUACCGUUUCCAGCUCGACGUAUGCAUGGCAUAAGUCAUUUCACGCUUGUUUUGGAUCUUGCUCAGCGACGAGGAGAUACCCGUUGUUUUUGAACGGUGUGUUUUUCUUGUGAAAACUGGACGCUCCCGGCUGUUUGAGAAAUUGUGUCUUUCUCCGGGGGGUAAAAUGUCAGAUGUUCGACUUUCAAACGGGAGCCCGACGCUGGAGCGGACGGACCCCCGGGUUUCGGAUCACCCGAAACCGUCAGCCUGCAGGAGCCUCUUCGGCUCGGUGGAUCACGAAGAGUUAAAGAGGGAUUUAAAGGGACAUUUGCGGGAGAUGGAAGAGACUGCCUCCGCCAAGUGGGGCUUCGACUUCGCCAAUCACACGCCGCUGGUCAACGACAGACUCGAGUGGGAAUUAGUGGAUUGCAGAGACGUCCCGGAUUUCUACAACCGGCCGCUCCGGAGAGAGAAGGGCGUCUGCUCCGCUGGGAAUAACAAUGUGGAUCUAAAUGGGAAUCAUAACUGUGUUGUGGUGGCUCCGAGCGAAGAUACCGACAGGUCUGACGGGCAGAUGGAGUGCACGGAACAGUGCACCGGGCUGAGGAAAAGACCUGCAUGUCACGACCCCACGGCCCAAAAUAAGAGGUCACACACCAGCUCAGAUGAGGUUAGUUGUCCAAGUCUGAGCCACUCUGCAGAAUACACACCCAGAAAGACCAGUCCCAAGAGACAAACGUGAGGACGAGAGACGAGCUGAAGAUGUAUGUCCCUUUUUAUGUGGGAAAACUCAGUGUUGGCCGAUUUUUGGAAGAGGAACUACACAGCAUCAGAAACAUAUCAGCUCUCCUGAAGACGGGGGAGGACGCUGUUGAAGCACUGAAUAGAAACACUAAAGUUGUGGCACUCAAUUAAAAGUUACUGCCUCUAAAAGCAGUCAAUGUAGCAGUGUGCAAUUAGGUUUGAUUUCCUUUUUUGCUCCUUUUUUUACUACCUGUGUGUAAAUAAAUAUAUAUAUUAUAUUUCUCUCCAUAUGUAGCACAUAAGAUAACAUUAUGAUUUGAAAACAAAUCCUUUAUGUAAAAAGGUGUGAAUUUUGAUUUGACUUGAAGAAUUGCAGUGUAGUUUGAUACAUGUUUCCAAAAUGCUGUUUUGUCUCUUUCUUAUUUUAUUCUCUGAAAGGCAGUGUGACUUUGACACAGUCCCUAAUUGCUACAUUUAAAACAAAAAUCAUGGCUUCUUACAGUUUCUUAACAGUGUAUCUUCACUCCGUCAUCUUCCUAACUCAGCAGUGAAGAACGGUACAAAUGUAGCUCAUCUGUUUUCUAUUAUUUUUUUCCUUCCUCUGGUCAUUUCAGUGUCACAAAGUGCAGGUUCCUCUGUAAGAUCUAUUUCCCCAGGAAAUCAACACAGGGAAAAAAGUAAUAUUUCUGUUUAGAGUGAUUUAAAGAAAGUCCUAUUUAUUUUGUGAUAGGUGCUUUUAGCAUCAGCUGAAAUCUGGAAUAUGAUGGCUUUUUAUUAUAUUUUUUUCUCUCAAGUUUUCCUGCACACCUCAGCCACAUUGUUAAUGGUGUGUUUGAUUUCCUCUGGUGUUGUGAGGUACUCAGAUAUUGAAGGAUAAAGACCAUACAAACUGCACAGGUUGUGUUGUGAAGUCAUCCUUUCCUUAACUGUAUUUCUAUUGUUUCCUCAGCCUUAAAUGCUCUUCAGAGAGGAGGCGUGUUUUUUUUUUUGUUUUUUUUUUUAAGGGUUGAAUGUCCUACAAUACCAAAUACAUGGUUGCUUCAGUAUGGUUGCCAACACUGCCUGUGCUUCUUAGUUGACUUCACAUUGUAUUACUUUGUGAUAACCUAGACUUAAAUUUCCAUUUCAUGUUUGUACUUUUUUUUUCCACCAAUGUUGUUAGCCUGCUGACGAUGCAAAUGUGAGCAUCUAAAAGCUUCCCUUUAUUUGCCUAUAAAGUGUGGGUUAUAUUCAAAGAGACCAGUGUACACCUGGAUGGAGAGAGAAAACAGCUCGUCUCAGAAAUGCAGUCACCAUGCCUGUGUAUUUGUGUAAAUCUUUGCAAUGUACCUAUGUACAUAAUUUUGUAAAAACACUGAGAAAUUAUACUAACUUAUUUAUGUCAAGCUUUUUUUAUGUAGAAUAAAAAAUGGGUUUUUGAUUACGGUUAUCCAAAGUGGCAUUUACUUUAUUAUAAUUGUCUUAUUUUGUAAAAGCAUAUUUUUGGUAGUUUUUUUUUCUUAUCAAUAAGGUUGCAAACUGAGCCUGAUAAAAUAUUUGAUGUGCAUUUUGUAAUGUGUGGUUAUAAAAUGUGUUGCAAUCAAUUAAAAGAGAAAAUUAAAUCUA
Messenger RNA from Lates calcarifer (barramundi perch), 2537 nucleotides. It is a transcript of the gene cdkn1bb, whose product is annotated as cyclin-dependent kinase inhibitor 1Bb. Bases 373 to 930 code for a protein of 185 amino acids. The transcript has 3 exons. Gene Ontology annotation, cellular component: nucleus; cytoplasm. The record is from RefSeq and is a predicted model, not a curated record. Lineage: Eukaryota; Metazoa; Chordata; Actinopteri; Centropomidae. Gene Ontology annotation, biological process: negative regulation of cell population proliferation; regulation of cell cycle; G1/S transition of mitotic cell cycle. Gene Ontology annotation, molecular function: cyclin-dependent protein serine/threonine kinase inhibitor activity; protein-folding chaperone binding.